CUCGCAUCUUUCCUGUGCAUGCUGUGUGGUGGUGGUGGGCUUUGACCAUGUUCCAGACACGUCAAAAGUCUAGACUUACGUAUCUUUGCUGGCUGGCUAGCUAGCUACUAUCUACUAGUAUGGGUUAUAUACAUCACAUCAACCGAGCGCUUGGUCGCUCCAGUUGGGUGGUCCGUGAUGCAGGGUAAAUUGGAUGGGUUGGUCGGUCAUGCAUGUUGGUACCUACAGGCUGGUUCAUACGUGCGUCGCUGAUCUUGAAGGGCACGGUUUGCCGCCGUUGUCUGCUUGGCAUUAGUGCUUUGCUCUGGUUGGGUUGGCUGGGAUUGCCUUUCUGGUCGUGGUGGAAAACAGCCUUUUAUUUUUUAUUAGUUUUGAUCGAGUCUAGUCUCUGCCUGCAGGUGGUAGGACCCAAACCAGGCAAGGCUGGCUGCGAUAAGGCGCACGAUUUGGUGGUGGCGGGUCAGGACUGUCUGCUGAUAGGGAACCCGAGCAAUUUGGAAUCGGAUUGGCGAUGUCAUGAUCGUACGGCGCUUCUUGCUGGAGGCUCAUUAGCACCCCGAAAGUGGAUGGCGUACCUCUCUCAGCCGCUCAUUCCUGGCGCUUAAAGCUCGCGUACGUCCAAGACAUGUGGGUUGGCGUGGAGAGCAGCUUUAGUCCAGGAGACAAAGAGGGGUCGAAUGGGUUGGUCAGUUGGAGCUGAACGGCGGCCGGCAAAAGGUGGUCAUUCGAUUGGAGGGGGGUU
Molecule: messenger RNA, 742 nt
Organism: Aspergillus costaricaensis CBS 115574
Lineage: Eukaryota; Fungi; Ascomycota; Eurotiomycetes; Eurotiales; Aspergillaceae
Exons: 1
Coding region: 213-605 (130 amino acids)
Source: RefSeq, a predicted model, not a curated record